AUGGCAGGCUCACACAGCGGGGGAAAGGACUUCCCUCUACGACCUCUACCUCCUUCGAGGAAUCCUUCCUCUACACCAUCAGACCUCCCUUCACCUCUCAACUCACCACUACGAUCCAACUUCCAUCAUGGACCCAUCAGUGGUGUUGAUACUCCCCCGAGUUCGGAACUCCAAGGCCCCGGGUCUUUCUACACUCAGAAUGGGACAGGCAGUGCUCUGUCAGUGGCCUCGGAUCAGACGGGGAUGUCAACGCCGGUGACAUAUGCCGAUGAGUUCAGGUUCAAGACAAUGAUCAAGUACCUCAGUAAGCAAAUAGAAAAGGCCGGAUGGGUGCCUCCCGAGAAGGAAAGGAAACCACCAAAUGGUUACGGAGUACUAUACAAGAAGUCACGGGGACAAUAUGUCACGUACCCCGAAGAUCUGUCACAGGCAGUCACUUCCUGUGUACAGAGGCUCAACCUCGUCAUCGCCUUCACCAUGAAGCCCGAGAUGCUCGACGGCAUCCUCGCCUCCCUCAGCCCCAACCAAUCCGAACUCAAGCUCAUGGACGGUUCUCAACUUCAAAUCGCCGAUUCCCUCAACAGCAUGGUACCCGCCAACGUCAAGAAAUUCCAAUACGCCUGCUUGGUCCGACAAGAAGGCAUCCUGCUCGUAUGGCAUGAUGAUCUGCAGCAUAUCGUGCCCACGGCCGCCAGGAUUGAGGAGAAGAUGCUCGCCAUGGUCUGGGGAACAGGUCAACUACCUUUCGGACGUCUGCAAGCCCCAUCCCGACCGAACUCGGUUCUCUCCACCAACACUUCCAUCUACAAAGCCGAGAAGCCCUCGACCCCGGGGCCAAGCAACAUGGGCGCCCUCCCCAACGACAGCGCCGAACAGCUCGAGAAGGACGAGUCCGUAGACACCAAGGAGUCGCUCCAGCGGCCCGUUCAGCGCACAUCCGCCUUCUUCGUCGGCAUGGCCAUGUGCCUGGGCAUCGUCCUUCUCUUCGGCACUUACAUCUCGCAGCUGCUGAUUGAGUGUGUCGUCGACGGGACGUACACGCGCUUGGCGCUGAUCGUCUGCGUGCCUUUCUUGCUAUGCGUCAGUCUGUUCUUCUUCCAGGUUAUCUUCUCGAACCUGUUCCAGAUCGUUGGUCCCAUUGGUGGACAGCAUAGCAACUCGAGGUUCUACUCGUGCAUCAAGCCGAGUCUGCGGAGGGCGUACAUGGACGGGUUCACGGCGCCGCAUAUUACCAUUCAGAUGCCGGUUUAUAAGGAGGGUAUGGAGAGCGUUAUCAUCCCGACUGUCAGGAGUUUGCAGGCGGCUAUUUCGUUCUAUGAGAGUCAUGGUGGCUCCGCAUCAAUCUUCAUCAAUGACGACGGUAUGCGCGUCAUCUCCGAAGAGGAAGCCCAGAAGCGCAUCGAGUUCUACCAUGACAACCACAUCGGUUGGGUUGCCCGCCCCAAGCAUGGUGACGACGGUUUCAUCCGCAAGGGCAAGUUCAAGAAAGCCUCCAACAUGAACUUCGCUCUCAACAUCUCCCAAAAGGUCGAGAAGUACCUCCAAGAGAUGGUAGAUGCCAAGCUCGCUGCCGAGGGCACCGACCUCAUUGACGAGCAGGAGGAAGAGGAGAUGUACCAAGCUGCUCUUGCAAGAGUGCUUGAGGAGAACCCGCUUGCUCAGGCGGCUGGCAACAUCAGGAUGGGAGAGUACAUCUUGAUUGUUGACUCUGAUACCCGUGUGCCCGUCGACUGUCUCCUCUACGGCGCCGCCGAGAUGUUUCUCUCCCCAGAAGUAGCCAUCGUCCAACACUCCACCGGUGUGAUGCAAGUCUCGUGGGAUUACUUCGAGAACGGCAUCACCUUCUUCACCAACCUCGUUUACACAGCCAUUCGGUUUUCUAUCGGUUCAGGCGAAGUCGCUCCCUUUGUCGGUCACAACGCUUUUCUCCGCUGGCAAGCCGUCCAAGACGUCGGCGUCCCCGAAGCCAACGAGUACAUGGCCUACUGGUCCGAGUCGCACGUCUCCGAAGACUUCGACAUUGCUCUCCGGCUGCAAAUCAAGGGUUCCAUUGUGCGCAUCGCCUCCUACCACGGCACGCAAUUCCAAGAGGGCGUUUCCUUGACCAUCUACGAUGAGAUCGCGCGCUGGCAAAAAUACGCCUACGGCGUCUCGGGAAAUGAUUUUCCACCCCUUGCACCGCUGGAUCUUCAAGGGACCAUUUACCCCCCUUUUCUAUACCUUCCUUGGGAGCAACAUCAUGUACUCCUCCAAGAUCUCCAUCUUCGCUUACAUCUGCUCCUACUUCGCGCUAGCCUCGGCGCUCAUGCUCACGCUCCUCAACUACUUCUUGGUAGGCUGGUUCGUCGACACCCUCGACCACGCGUACAUGUCCUCCUGGCAAGUCUUCGUCUCCCUGGUGGUCGUCUUCAACAUAAUGGGCCACAUCGCGCUCGCCGCCCUCCGCUACCGCACCGGCGAGCGUUCUUUGCUUUCAUCCCUAUGCGAAAACUUCAAAUGGACGCCCAUGCUCACCGUGUUUUUCGGCGGGCUGUCGUUCCACGUCACCACCGCGCUGCUCGCGCAUCUUUUCCACCUCGACAUGCAGUGGGGCGCCACGUCCAAGGAAAAGGAAAAUUCCAAUUUCUUCCAGGAGAUCCCCAAGAUUCUCAAGACGUUCAAGUGGAUGUAUGUGUUUUUGAUCAUAGUGGCCGCCGGCAUGGUUUACCUUGGCAAGUUCGCGCCGAAGGGCUGGGAGAUUCAGGAUUUUACGGCGAUUGUCCCCCUGGCGAUUAA
Molecule: messenger RNA, 2775 nt
Organism: Sordaria macrospora k-hell
Lineage: Eukaryota; Fungi; Ascomycota; Sordariomycetes; Sordariales; Sordariaceae
Source: RefSeq, a predicted model, not a curated record